Messenger RNA from Trypanosoma grayi, 834 nucleotides. RefSeq lists its product as hypothetical. Bases 1 to 834 code for a protein of 277 amino acids. Lineage: Eukaryota; Euglenozoa; Kinetoplastea; Trypanosomatida; Trypanosomatidae. The transcript has a single exon. The record is from RefSeq and is a predicted model, not a curated record.
AUGACGGUCGUCAACACCGCCUACGAGCUGCUGCAACGCAGCGGGGUGCUGAGCGCGCGUCCUGCGGAGAACUCGGGAGCCGAUACGGAGGAAAAGAACGGCAAUAGCAGCAGCAGCAGAAAGACAGAUGGGGGGUCGCGCUUUACGCCCAAGGCGGGACUGCGGCGUCGCCGCGUGCCGGACGACUUUGCGGAUGGCGACAAAUGGAGCAUGAAGUCCACGUUGGAGUGGGACACCAUGAUGAACUCCGCCUUUGGUCUGAACGGCGUGAGCGAGGAGGAGCUGAAGAAUCCAGCGAACCACCCGUUCAGCCAUAGCAAGUUCUUCUCUUUUGAGGAGGACACGACGAUCUACCGCAUGAUCCGCGGCGGGGCCACCGUUCGGCAAGUCGCACGGACAUUAGGGAAGCCCCCCACGUUUGUGGAGCGGCGCCUUCACAACGCACAGUUCAAGCAGCGCAUUCAGUAUGUGCUGCGACACGAAAAACGCCAGAAGCAGCAGCGGAAGGGCGCGACAACUGGCGGGGCCAACACAACGGAGCGCAUCUUUGGUGCUGGAGAUGAGUUCCACACGGCGUUGCGGCAGCAGCAGCAGCAGCAGCAGCGCCCCGGCACGGAGGACCGACGGAAGAAGGAGUGGGAGCCGACUGUUCCGGAUUGGGAGGUGCCGGCGUACUUCGCCGAGAUGAGCCUGGAGGAAAAGGGCCGCCACGCACGCCUCCUGCGGGAGGAGCAGCAGCAGCAGCAGGUGCCGUCCUGGACGAGGGCGGCGUCCAAAGUGGGGCGGUCUUACUCAAACUACGCCCGUUUUGCCGGAAGGAAACCGGCAGCUUGA